UGGAACGUCAAAAGUGGGAAGCAAAUUGUAAACAUCAGGAAAGCCGAAGCAAGCGCUUCCUCAUAUCAUUCCAAAAAUCAUUAAAUUUCGUGUGAAUUAUGAGUGCAACACGGUUUCUGCAACUACAAAAAUUGGCCAGGCCUGUCCUGGCACACAGGAACAAGUUGGCCAAUGUUUCGACUCAAGCUUACCGUCUCCUGAACGUUCGCGCUCAAGCUUUGAGUGCGGCUCGCUGUUUUAGUUCCGCGGCGGCCGAAGAGAAAACCGGGUUCCACUCGAUCAUCCGAGAUUCGGAAAAGCCGGUCGGAGCUAGUGAUAAGCAUGAAUUCCAGGCUGAAACUCGAAUGUUGUUGGACAUCGUCGCUCGAUCGCUCUAUUCCGAUAAGGAAGUGUUUGUUCGAGAACUUAUCUCCAAUGCCAGUGAUGCUUUGGAAAAGUUUAGGUACACAAUCCAUACUGCUGGAGAGGGGGAGAAGAACUUUGUUGAUGCGGAUCGUUCCUUGGAGAUUCACAUCGGAACGAAUAAGCAGGAUCGUUUGCUUACUAUUCAGGAUACCGGUAUCGGAAUGACAAAGGAAGAGUUAAUCGCUAACUUGGGAACCAUUGCUCGGUCUGGAUCUAAACACUUCAUGGAACAAAUCAAGGAUAAAGGUGCUAGCGCCGAAAAUGCCCAGAAUAUUAUCGGUCAAUUUGGUGUCGGUUUCUACUCGGCUUUCAUGGUGGCGGAUCGCGUGGACGUAUACACCAAAUCCUCCCAACAGGAUUCCAUCGGCUACAAAUGGUCCUCGGAUGGCUCCGGAAACUUUGAAAUUCAGGAAGCGGAAAACGUUCGCGUAGGAACCAAGAUCGUCAUUCAUCUGAAGACCGAUUGCCGUGAAUUCGCCGACGAGGAUCGCAUUCGGGAGGUAAUACGAAAGUACAGCAACUUUGUGGGAAGCCCCAUCUAUCUGAACGGUAAACAAGCUAACCAGAUUCAACCGAUUUGGCUGAUGGAACCGAAAGAAGUGAAUCAGGAUCAGCAUAACGAGUUUUAUCGUUUCGUCGGAAACACCUUUGAUAUUCCUCGAUUUACGUUACACUACAAGACAGAUGUUCCGCUGAGCAUUAGGGCUUUGCUGUACUUCCCCGAGGGCAAACCUGGUCUGUUUGAAAUGUCACGCGACGCCGACAUCGGAGUAGCCCUCUACACCAGAAAGGUGUUGAUCCAAUCUAAGACAGAGAACCUUCUACCAAAAUGGCUACGUUUCGUGAAGGGCGUUGUCGAUUCCGAAGAUAUUCCACUUAAUCUUAGUCGUGAAUUGCUACAGAACAGUGCACUGAUUCGUAAACUAAGAACUGUUCUCACCAAUCGAGUUCUUCGAUUCCUGCACGAUCGUUCCGUGAAGGAACCAGAAAAUUAUGAUAAAUUCUACAAGGACUACGGUCUAUUCCUGAAAGAAGGAAUUGUUACCAGCCAAGAACCGCAGGAAAAGGAAGAAAUUGCUAAAUUACUUCGAUUUGAAACUAGCAAACAAGCUGACAAGACGGUUAGUCUCCCGGAAUAUUGCAAUCAACAGCAAGAAGGUCAGACUGAUAUUUACUACCUAGCCGCUCCAAACCGAACGCUUGCCGAAGCAUCGCCCUAUUACGAAUCCCUCAAAAAGAAGGGUCUUGAAGUGUUGUUCUGCUACGAGGCUUACGAUGAACUUGUACUGAUGCAAUUAGGAACAUUCUUAGGCAAAAAUUUAGUUUCCGUAGAAAAAGAAAUGCGUCGCUCGGAUAAAACUGACCAAUCAGAAGAUCAAAUGAUUGAAGGAUCCCUACUGAAGCAACAAACCGACGAUUUAGUUUCAUGGAUUAAACAAAAACUAACCGGCAAAGUAGCAAACGUGAAGACAACCACCAAACUCGAUUCUCACCCCUGUGUGGUAACGGUUGAGGAAAUGGCCGCCGCUCGACACUUCAUCAAAACCCAGAGCCAUAACAUGAGCGAAGAAAACCGAUACGCGCUGCUCCAACCGCAGCUGGAGAUCAACCCGAAGCACCCAAUCAUCAAGAAGUUGCACAAGCUGAGCAGUUCCGAUCCGGAGCUGGCUGAUCUGUUGGCCAAACAACUGUUCUCGAAUGCUAUGGUCGGUGCUGGGUUGGUUGAAGACCCGCGGAUGCUGUUGACCAGCAUGAAUGAGCUACUGGAGAAGGUUCUGGAUAAGCAUUAGACUGGCGGAAGUCUGUGCGAUUUAAUUAGGGUACUCCACCUCCGCCACCACCUCCGCCAACCGCCUCCAACCACAGCCUCCACCCACCGCUACCACCAACUGCCAUCACCACCGCCCAACUGCUCAUUUCAUCGCCAACACCACCAGCCACCGCCAAAAACCCACGAUUAGAAAUCGCUGCAGAAUCAACUAUUCAAACUAACGAUAUCAAACACAAAUGAAGUGAAAAAAAAAUAGAAAAAAAACUGUUGAAAAUUGUAAAGUGAAAAUUAUAACAUACAG
Uranotaenia lowii is the source of this 2477-nucleotide messenger RNA. RefSeq names its product heat shock protein 75 kDa, mitochondrial (gene Trap1). Gene Ontology annotation, biological process: protein folding. Gene Ontology annotation, molecular function: protein kinase binding; ATP binding; ATP hydrolysis activity. The transcript is spliced from 5 exons. The record is from RefSeq and is a predicted model, not a curated record. Lineage: Eukaryota; Metazoa; Arthropoda; Insecta; Diptera; Culicidae. Bases 99 to 2195 code for a protein of 698 amino acids. Gene Ontology annotation, cellular component: mitochondrial inner membrane.